AUGAUAAGGUUAGCGAAGCGACUCAAGAAGGAAAAGGUGAAUGUGGAUGUCAUCAAUUUUGGUGAAGUGGAAGCGAACCAACAAAAGCUAGUCGAUUUUAUUGACACGCUCAAUGGCAAAGAUGGUGGUUACUCACACUUGGUUUUGGUCCCCCCUGGGUGUGUACUUCAUGAUUCGUUACUGACGAGCCAUGUUGUGGACGGUGAACAUGGUGGGGCUCUGUCGAAUGCUGGCUUGGGCGUGGGUUUCGGAUUAGAUGCAAACGAGGAUGUCGAUUUCUUGUACGNCACUUCGAGUAUCUAUGGAGGAUCAGUUGAGGCGUCAAGAGCAAGACGACGCAGCCGCUGCUGCUGGAGCUGGAAACGUAGCAACUUCUCUGCCGGACUCAUUCUGUUGAGCCGAGCCUCGGAUGUAGUUGUUCUCGCAGCCGGCACGGGUACUAGCGAGGAAGCGAUGCUCGAACAAGCGUUAACGAUGUCAAUGGAUAUGAAUGCUGGUGGAACUCGUCCUGCCGGUCCUAUGGAUAUCGAUUUGGCUGCCAUGACCGAAGACGAACAGAUUGCUUACGUCUUGGAGAUGUCAUUGCAACAGCAGAAUGAAGUACCGCCACCAUCCACAAAGCCGGAAAAGGCGAGUUUCCAUCCGGAUGAAGGCGUUGCUCCAAUGGAAGUCGAUCAACCAGCCCCAUCGAGUGGUGGAGGAACACUGGCUUCUGCUGCGGCCGCAGUUUUAGGUUUACCGGAAACUGGUACCACAGGCGGCACUGACUUGGAUGUGAUUCAUGAUGCCGAUUUCCUCCAGUCCGUGCUCCAAAGUCUCCCCGGUGUGGACACCAAAAACGAGGAGGUCCGCAAAGCUAUCAAUGCGCUUUCAAAAUCCAACCCCAGUCAACCAGAGAAAAAGGAUGACACAAAGAAGGACGAUGCAUCGGCUGGUGGAAGCGCUUCGGGGUCAGCCAAACCAUAA
This is a messenger RNA of Echinostoma caproni, 966 nucleotides long. The record is from the annotation of a GenBank genome assembly. Lineage: Eukaryota; Metazoa; Platyhelminthes; Trematoda; Plagiorchiida; Echinostomatidae.